This is a messenger RNA of Phycodurus eques (leafy seadragon), 1616 nucleotides long. It is a transcript of the gene pank2, whose product is annotated as pantothenate kinase 2. Gene Ontology annotation, molecular function: pantothenate kinase activity; ATP binding. The record is from RefSeq and is a predicted model, not a curated record. Gene Ontology annotation, cellular component: nucleus; cytosol. The transcript is spliced from 7 exons. Lineage: Eukaryota; Metazoa; Chordata; Actinopteri; Syngnathiformes; Syngnathidae. Gene Ontology annotation, biological process: coenzyme A biosynthetic process. The coding region runs from base 189 to 1511 and encodes 440 amino acids.
ACACAGGACAAGGAAGGAAAGCGACAACUUCAUUUGGCUAGUUAGCUGGGGAAUUAGCAUCUUCUUCUUCCUCGACCUUUUCGCCCCCACCGACACAUCCCGAACCCCCCGCCCCUCAUUGACCAUACCAACCGCAUCAAUGUCGUAAAUUGGCCCACUCUUUAGUUUUAAAAUUGUUUUUUUCUUUAAUGGCGUCCAACGGCCACCGCCACCAGCGCAACGAUGACAGCGCGGACGACGAGGACGAAACGCCCACGAAGAAGCAGCCGCGCUCCGACAAAGACGCGCCCGGCUCAGGCUGUCUUCUCCGGAGCGAGGCCGACAAGGAGGCGGCGGCCGCGCCGACCGGACGUGCCUCGUCGCCCCGCCACGCCUCCGACUCGACCCCGAGGCUUCGCAGCGACGCCGUGAAGAAGAGCAGGCCGCCGUUCCCGUGGUUCGGCAUGGACAUCGGCGGCACGCUGGUGAAGCUGGUGUACUUCGAGCCCCGCGACAUCACGGCGGAGGAGGAGCAGGAGGAGGUGGAGAACCUGAAGAGCAUCCGCCGCUACCUGACGUCCAACACGGCGUACGGCACUACGGGCAUCCGCGACGUGCACCUGGAGUUGCAGGAGCUGACGCUGUGCGGCCGCACGGGCAACCUGCACUUCAUCCGCUUCCCCACGCACGACCUGCCCGCCUUCCUGCAGAUGGGCCGCAAUAAGCACUUCUCCAGCCUGCACACCAGCCUCUGCGCCACCGGCGGCGGCGCCUACAAGUUUGAGGCCGACUUUCGCACGAUGGCCGACCUGCAGCUGCACAAGCUGGACGAGCUGGACUGCCUGAUCCGCGGCGUGCUCUACAUCGACGCCGUGGUCUCCGGGGGUCCCUCCGAGUGCUACUACUUCGAGAAUCCCACUGAGCCGGAACGCUGCGUGCAGCGGCCGUACGCGCUGGAGAACCCGUACCCGCUGCUGCUGGUCAACAUCGGCUCCGGCGUCAGCAUCCUGGCCGUCUACUCGGAGAACGACUACAAGCGCGUCACCGGGACCAGCCUGGGCGGGGGGACGUUUCUGGGCCUGUGCUGCCUGCUGACGGGCUGCUCCACCUUCGAGGAGGCUCUGGAAAUGGCGUCGCAGGGGGAGAGCACCCGCGUGGACAAACUGGUGAGGGACAUCUACGGCGGCGACUACGAGCGCUUCGGCCUGCCGGGCUGGGCCGUGGCCUCCAGUUUUGGCAACAUGAUGUCCAAAGACAAGCGUGAGUCGGUGUCCAAGGAGGACCUGGCCAGGGCCACGCUGGUCACCAUCACCAACAACAUCGGCUCCAUCACGCGCAUGUGUGCGCUCAACGAGAACAUCGAGCGUGUGGUUUUUGUGGGCAACUUCCUGCGCGUCAACACGCUGUCCAUGAAGCUGCUGGCCUACGCCAUGGACUACUGGUCCAAAGGUCAACUCAAAGCGCUCUUCUUGCGCCACGAGGGUUAUUUUGGAGCCGUCGGAGCUCUGCUGGAGCUGCUGCAUCCGUCCUGAAGCGGCCAACGGAGAAAAACAUCUCAGACGGCGUCAAGCUGCUGCAAAGCAAAAGAAAAUGUUGAACUUUAAAAAAAAAAAAUUACGGUCCAGGAUCAUGACGCU